Molecule: messenger RNA, 2204 nt
Organism: Vitrella brassicaformis
Lineage: Eukaryota; Vitrellaceae
Source: the annotation of a GenBank genome assembly
GGUCAUUUUGUUCAAUGUGGGCUGUAAGGGCGGUGCAUGUCUUUUGUCAUCCAUCAUCCAUCCACUAAUGUGUCCCAGCCCUUACAGCGUGUCAAGAGAAGACAUGUAUGUGUCCGAGCCAAGUUCAUGAGCCCUCCCUGACGAAAAACAAGACAGAAGGGAAGGAAUAGACUGCAUGCAUUGUGUGCACUGGAAAAUGAGGCACUCACUCACGCACACACGCACAACUACAAAACGACACACGACAAGCAGACAAUGUUCGCCGACACACGAUUUCUCUCUCACACCGCUGUUGUGUGAGUCGCAAAACGAGCGUCCGUCACUUUCUUGGCGUGUCGGUCUGUGUGUGCAUCUGUGUCGACUUCCGACACUCCUCCAACAGCUGCACCAGAGGCCAAUCAGUGGAUGACUCCUGGUUCAGCUGAUGGAGAGGGGUGGCAAGACAACAUAGAUGCGCACGGACCGGCACGACACGCAGACCGAUAAGAGAAAGUGCUGACUGACUGACACGAAGGCACGUACGAAGGCCAUCACGAGAAAGGGACAACUAGCACCAGGCUGCCAUCCAUCAUUCUACCCACUACAAAACCACCCAGUUCUCUGCACCCCCCACCAAAUACUAUCAAAUGCACUCGCCGCCACACCAACACGCAGCUGGCUGUUCAUGCAUCAGUCCAUCCAUCCAUCCAUCCAUCCAUCCAUCCACACACACACGCACACUCCGCUUCCCUCCGUCUGCUGUGGCUCGGUCGCACGUAUCGUUCACAGCAGCCUGCUGUUGACGAAAUCCUCCACCCCCUGCUUGCCGAUGUCUGGGUGGUCGACGAAGACCCCGUCGAUGCCCGCCUCGAGGAACAGCUCCAUCUCGCCAAUCAUGUCGCCGAUAGCCGUCUCGUCGGUCCCAUUGCGGAAGUUGAGAGGAAGGAACUCGUUCUCCGCUCUGAAGGUGAAGGGGUGGACGACCAAACCGGCGGCGUGGGCGUCAUCCACGAAGGUCGUCUUGGUGUCGGCCGAGAGUGUGUCGUCGUCAGCCCGCGGCAUGAUGAAAUGGUAUUUCUCAGGACCGACCCCACUAGCAUACUCCGCGAUGGCUUUGAGCCCGUCUGCUGUGGCCAUUUCGUCGUAGGUGAGCGUGCCGUUGCUGAGGACCUGGUCGAAGGGCUGGCCGGACGAGUCGAGCAGCUGCACCAGGGGGAUCUCGGUCAUGCCGGCGAGCUUCUGCAGGUUGGCCACCUCGAAGGACUGGAUGAAGACGGGCGCGUCGGGGCCGGAAUAGCCGUUCUCGGUGAGGACGGCGAACAGGGGCUCCUCCAUCUGUAGAUCCAGCGAGGCGAAGUGGGAGGGGUGCUUGGUCUCGGGAUAGACGCCGAUGGUGCGGUUGACCACGCUCUCCAUGGCCUGGACGAGCGAGACGAUCUCCUCCAGCGUCGGCACCUCGAACAUGCGAUCGAACCGGGUGUUGGCAGGGCGCGUUUCAGGAAUCCGCUCAAUUGCUCGCAGGGUCUUGAUCUCUGCACAUGGACGAUACAUCAACAGAGUCACAACACACAGAGAACGGUUCACGAGUGGCUGGACGUCGGCAGUGCACGUACCCUCCAGAGUAAAGUCCUCACUGAACCAGCCCUCGCUCUCCUUGCCGUCGACAGACUUGGUCGUCUUCCGGUCAGCAAACUCAGCUCUCUCAGCGAUGUCUGUCGUCAGGUCGAGGACGUUGUCGUGUCGCCUGCACAGAGAGAACAACACCGCACAAAUGAGACCUUGGGUGCACCCGAACAACCCCAAAUCGACAGAUGCACUCACGCGAUGAGGUGGCCGUCUUUCGUCAUGACAAGAUCUGGCUCAACAUAGUCGCUCCCCUGAAGAAUGGCGAUGGCAUAGGCGGCGAGGGUGUGCUCAGGGAUGUAGCCGGACGCUCCCCUGCGACGGCAGCAGGGCCAGCAGGCAUGAUCAUGUGUGUCGAUUCGUGCAUGCAUCUCUGCGCGGCGUACCGAUGUGCGAUGACGAGGGGAUACUCCACCUGGCAGAAGGCGAUGGUCGCCAGAGAGGCUAUCGAGAGGAGGAUGCUGACGGUGUGACAUGACAUGGCGAUGAUUCAAAACAAAGCAGAUCUACGAGGUUGAGAGAUGACAGAGCAGAUCUACGCAGGGAAGGCGAGAAGCGAAGAUACGAAGGCUGGGGAGAAGAUCCAGCCGUCGGACUUUGGG